Molecule: messenger RNA, 954 nt
Organism: Cynocephalus volans (Philippine flying lemur)
Lineage: Eukaryota; Metazoa; Chordata; Mammalia; Dermoptera; Cynocephalidae
Product: olfactory receptor 56A4
Exons: 1
Coding region: 13-954 (313 amino acids)
Biological process (GO): G protein-coupled receptor signaling pathway
Cellular component (GO): plasma membrane
Molecular function (GO): G protein-coupled receptor activity; olfactory receptor activity
Source: RefSeq, a predicted model, not a curated record
AGGACACUUUACAUGGCAUCACCCAGCAAUUACUCCACUGCUCCUGUCUCUGAAUUCCUCCUCAUCUGCUUCCCUAACUUCCAGAGCUGGCAGCACUGGCUGUCCCUGCCCCUAAGCCUCCUCUUCCUCCUGGCCAUGGGGGCCAAUGCCACCCUCCUGAUCACCAUACAGCUGGAGUCCUCUCUGCACCAGCCCAUGUACUACCUGCUCAGCCUUCUCUCCAUGCUGGACAUGGUGCUAUGUCUCACCGUCAUCCCCAAGGUCCUGGCCAUCUUCUGGUUUGAUCUCAGGUCCAUCAGCUUCUCUGCCUGCUUCCUCCAGAUGUUCAUCAUGAACAGUUUCCUGACCAUGGAGUCCUGCACAUUUAUGGUCAUGGCCUAUGAUCGCUAUGUGGCCAUCUGCCACCCCCUGCAGUACCCAUCCAUCAUCACUGACAAAUUUGCGGUGAGGGCUGCCAUCUUUGUUAUAGCUCGGAAUGCCGUAUUUUCUCUUCCUGUUCCCAUCCUUUCUGCCAGACUCAGAUACUGUGCAGAGAACAUCAUCAAGAACUGCAUCUGCACUAACUUGUCUGUGUCUAAGCUCUCUUGUGAUGACAUCACUUUUAAUCGGCUCUACCAAUUUGUGGCAGGCUGGACCCUGUUGGGCUCUGACCUUGUCCUUAUUGCUCUAUCCUACUUCUUCAUCCUGAAAGUUGUGCUAAGGAUCAAGGCUGAGGGAUCUGUGGCCAAGGCCCUGAGCACAUGUGGUUCUCACUUCAUCCUCAUCCUCUUCUUCAGCACAGUCCUGCUGGUUCUGGUCAUCACUAACUUGGCCAGGAAGAGAAUUCCCCCAGACGUCCCCAUCCUGCUGAACAUCCUGCACCACCUCAUCCCUCCAGCUCUGAACCCCGUUGUUUAUGGUGUGAGAACCAAGGAGAUCAAGCAGGGAAUCCAGAAACUUCUGAGGAGGUUGUAA